AAAGACUAAACUUCAGGCCACUCAGUUCACUCGCUCCUCUUCCGACAUGCAGCCUUUCUUCUUCGCUUCUUUCGCCAGCAUCAUGAGGACCGCCGUGGUGGCUGUCGUCAUGGCGAUGUUGGCCACGGCGACGCCGCACACCGAAGUCAGGCCGCAGAGGGACUUCAACCUGCAGCGGUUUGCAGGGAAAUGGUACCGCGUGGGCCUGGCGUAUGACUCGCCGAGCUUUGUCCCUUACAGAGACAAGUUGAGGGCCUCUGUGGGCAUGGUCACCACGCAAGCGAACGGCAACGUCAAUCUCACAAUGUGGGACGCCACGCCUGCAGGGUGUCGCAGUAAGAUGUACUACUACGAGAAGACGACUGUUCCAGGACAGUUCACCUACUUCAGCACACGUCACAACAUGGUGAAGGACAUCACGGUGGUGGAGACAAACUACAGCGAAUAUGCUCUUGUGCUGAAACACAAAGUUUUCCACAGAGAGUACACACAGGUGGCCCUUUAUGGGCGCUCUCAGAGGCUGAGAAAUGACAUCAUUACCAAGUUUAAAGCCUUUGCUUUGGCACGAGGAUUCCCCAGAGAGGCCAUUCUCACACCGCCGCCUGCAGAGAACUGCCCUCCAUCGCCAUCUGGCCGCUAGGUUCCUAUGCACCCUUUCCUGCAUUCACUUACCAGUAAAGCUUUAUGAGCUGUCUUGCCAAAUAAACAAUGAUAAAUCCAUCAAA
This is a messenger RNA of Doryrhamphus excisus (bluestripe pipefish), 725 nucleotides long. RefSeq names its product lipocalin-like. Gene Ontology annotation, molecular function: small molecule binding. Lineage: Eukaryota; Metazoa; Chordata; Actinopteri; Syngnathiformes; Syngnathidae. The record is from RefSeq and is a predicted model, not a curated record.